AUGGAGGAGCCAUCCAAGCAGGUAGACAGUGAUUUUGUAAGGCCCAGGUCCAAACCAUCCCUCUUCUCCAAUCUAGAAGGGACAUCUCCCAUGGACAAGGUAACUCAAGGCCGGAUUCCAGACAGAUUUGGUGACCUUGGAGACCCUGGUGGCUCAGGGUACCAUGGUGGUGAUGGCAACCACAGAGGCUUUAGCAGAAAGGGCAGGUAUGGUGGUCCCCCAGGAGGAGGACCCCCUGGAGACCCUUGGGAUCCCGAUGGUGGUGGUGACCCUCCAGCUGGCCCUGGAGGAGGUGGAGGAGGAGACGGUCCCAGACGCAAGUUGUUCCAUGCUAAACCAGAUGCCAAUGCGUACACCACCCUCAAGUCCAACAAGGACUUCGACCAAUGGUACAGCGCGUUUAUAACAACGGCUAGGGCACAGGGAUUCUAUGCUCUCUUUGACUCCAAUUAUGUGCCAUCGGACCAGGAAUCCGCUUUUGAGCUCCGUAGGAUGAACGAAUGGUUCUAUGCGGUCCUACAGAAAAUCAUCAAGACAACCAAGGGCAAGGAUGCCCACACCUCUGUGGAAGGUACACUGGAGUCUGUGGAGACCCUCAACUGGCUCACCAGGGUCAAGUACUCCACAACCAAGGGUUCUGCAGUGGAGUUCAUCAUCCACUACGAUGAGGUUCUCACACGAUACAAUGACUCCAAGACCAACGCGCAGGAUAAACUCAGUGAUAGUAUCCAAAAACUGUUCCUACAGCAGGCGUUCAUCGACAUCAAGGUUCUCAAUGACAUCAGCGCCAGGGAACAGGAGAACAUGUGCAGUAACGGUGCCCACAUGUCCUACUCGUAUGAGAAAUACAAGGAGGUCCUGACCAACGCUGCUACCAGGUUUGAUGUCAACCACAAGCUUCUACCCCCUGGUAGAUCCCGCAGAGCCAACAUGGCUAUGAUCGACGAGUCUGAGGGUGAAGUCGGGCAACCUGAUGGCAUGGAUAGUCCAACGGAUGACCACACUCAUCUCCAAGCAUUUGCGGCCAUGAGGGACCCCUCUGUCCGGCUCCCAGACCAACAUUGGACCCAACUUUCUAAUACGGGCAAGAAGAAUUGGCAUCAAUUCGAUGAUCAUGACAAGAAGGUACUGAUGGCAUCCCAGCCGCCAGCACCCGCCGGUCGCCAAGCCAACGUUGCCAACAGCACAAUGGACCCCCACAGUGAAGCUGACCUUGCAGUCGGGGACACAUCAGGACCAUCAUUGGAUGUAAACCAGGCAGAUACGACACCUUCAGUUGGCAAACCUGCGGCUUCCCCAUCACAUUCGGCACCCCAGGCAAAGGCAAAUGACAAACACCCUGGGGAUGUCCGUCGAAUGAUGUCAAACAACACAGGCAAACGGCAGGGUUACACCGUCUCGUUCAGCCCUGAUACUGGUUCUGCCCCACCAUCUGCCUUUGCCAAGGCCACGGGUGAUGACAUUGACACCAAGUUACAGGCCUACUGGUCCUCUAGUCAGAUGCCUGUCAGUUGGAGCAUUUCGGGUGCCGUGUCCAUGACAAGGCCCUGA
Messenger RNA from Seminavis robusta, 1551 nucleotides. The record is from the annotation of a GenBank genome assembly. NCBI's taxonomy places the organism in Eukaryota, Bacillariophyta, Bacillariophyceae, Naviculales, Naviculaceae.